Trachemys scripta elegans is the source of this 3239-nucleotide messenger RNA. RefSeq lists its product as uncharacterized. The transcript has 5 exons. Lineage: Eukaryota; Metazoa; Chordata; Testudines; Emydidae. Gene Ontology annotation, cellular component: membrane. Bases 292 to 2838 code for a protein of 848 amino acids. The record is from RefSeq and is a predicted model, not a curated record. Gene Ontology annotation, molecular function: GTPase activity; GTP binding.
CACUAAAACUGAAAACUCUGUACUCAUUAGAGAAAAUUCCACCCCUUCUCCUUGUUUCAGCUCCUGAAGCAAAGUCCAGAAGAAGCAGCAAAGUUUGGUUCCCCCGACCCACCAGGGGCUCCAGGUCCAGGAAGGACGGUGCAACGGCACAGGCUGCGUAAGCCCCUGAAGCAAAGUCCUGGGGAGUUUCCCCCCGCAGUUGAUUUUGUUCCAGCAGCAAAGAUUGCCCUUCCCAGCCCACCAGGCCCGCCAGGACCAGGAAGGACGGUGCAUUAGCACAGGCUGUGUAAGAUGACAUCUUUCAAAUCUCUCAUGGAGUCCAUGGAGUCUCUCUCUGCACUCAUGAAGGAUGUGGAUAUAGAGUUAGACCCAAAGGCAUUGUUCAAUGCAGCUAUACAAGUAUAUGAGAAAUUCAUGCAUCUCUUCAAAGAUGGAAGCCCUGAGGUAGCUGCUUUGAAAGCUCAGGAGGCACUGGAGUCAUUUGAAAAUACGAUGCUCAACAUUGCUGUUACAGGAGAGACGGGUGCAGGGAAAUCAUCCUUCAUCAAUGCCAUCCGGGGACUGGAGACUGAGGACAAAAUGGCUGCCCCAACUGGUGUGACAGAAAUGACAACAGAGCCAACUGCUUAUCCACAUCCUACCUACCCUAACGUGACCCUGUGGGAUUUGCCAGGGAUUGGGGCAAUGGCUUUUCGGCCGGAAAGGUACCUCCAACAGGUGAAAUUCAGUCGCUAUGACUUCUUUAUCAUCAUCGCCUCAGAGCGGUUCCGUUCCAGCCAUGCCGCCCUGGCCCGGGAGAUCCAAAAAAUGGAGAAGAAGUUCUAUUUUGUGCGCUGCAAAGUGGAUGAAGAUUUGGCCAAUGAAAGAAGGGCUCACCCCAAAAUUUACAGUCAGGACAGUGUCUUACAGAGGAUCAGGGAGAACUCCGAGAAACAUCUGAGACACCAAGGGGCGUCCAACCCACAGGUCUUUCUUCUCUCCAACUGGGAGUUCGACCAGUAUGAUUUUCGCCUACUGGUGGAUACGCUGGAGAAGGACCUCCCCAGUCUACAGAGACUUGUGUUUCUGCUCAGCUUGCCCAACCUCUCUCCUAAAAUCAUAGAGAAGAAGAAAGCUGCCCUGAAGAAGCAUUUAUGGAAAAUAUCCCUGGUGUCAGCUUGUAUCAAUGCUGUUCCCCUUGAGAGAGUCUCUCUCGCGUGUGACAUUGGAAUCCUGCUGGUCUCCAUGAUUGCCUUCUACAAGCGAUUUGGCCUUGAUGGUGACUCCCUGGCUAAGCUUGCCAGGCAGGCUGCAAAGCCCGUCACAGAGCUCAAGGCUGUUAUCCUAUCGCCGCAGGUGGAAGAACUCACCAGGGACUUCUUACUGAAGAAAUGUGUCAGUGUUGGGUGCGGCAUCGCCAGGUUAUUUGAACGUCACUUUAAGCUGGUAUCAGUGUUUAGCACCGUAGCUGUAGCAGCGUUGUCUUUCACUACCACAUAUUCCAUACUGUCAAGCUUCCUGGAUCAAGUUGCUGAAGAUGCAAAGAGAAUUCGCAAGAAAGCCCUGGAAUAUACCCUGCACACUGGGGCCCAUGAUCUUGGUUGGGGCCUCUAUGAGCUUCUAAAGAUGGCGUUAGCAAGAGGUGCUUUGGAUGAUAGAUUUCAGGAUACGGAUUUUAAUCUCUCCACUGUUCCCAAAGAGGAUCUCGAAAAGCUAAUGGCCGCUGUUGAAAGAGGGAAUAUUUCAGAAAUGGUUUCUAAAGUGCAGGAAUCCCUAGAGCAGUUGGAAAAUGUGAAACUCAACAUCGCCAUCACGGGGGAGUCGGGAUGUGGGAAAUCGUCCUUCAUCAAUGCCAUGCGGGGUCUGGAUGAUGAUGACGAAUACGCAGCCAAGGUUGAUGUGACAGAAACAACAAUGGAACCAACUCCUUAUCCUCAUCCCAAACACCAAAAUGUUACCCUGUGGGACCUUCCGGGAAUUGGGACGCCGAGUUUCCGGCCUGACAGCUACCUCCAGCAGGUCAAUUUUGCCUACUACGAUUUCUUCAUUAUCAUUGCUUCCGAGCGGUUCAAAUCCACACACGCUGUCCUGGCCCAGGAGAUCCAAAGGAUGGGAAAGAAAUUUUACUUUGUGCGCUCCAAGGUGGAUGUAGACUUGUAUAAUGAAAAAAGAAGGAAAAACUUCAGUGAGGAGACCACCCUGAAGAAAAUCAGAGACGAUUGCAUGACGAAGUUGCAGGGAGCAGGGGUGACCUCACCGCAGGUUUUCCUUGUCUCCAGAUGCGAAUUUGGCAAGUACGAUUCUCCUCGACUGCAGGAAACUCUGGCAGAUGAGCUAGACUCUCACAAGAGGCACGUUUUCCUUCUUUCCCUGCCCAGUAUUUCCAGACCCAUCCUGGAAAGGAAGAAGAAAGCCCUGCUGAGUCAGAUCUGGAAACAAGGCCUGGUGUCCUGCUUCCUUUCUCUACUUCCUAUUCCAGGUCUUUCUUUUGCUUAUAAUGUUUGUCUACUGAGGCGCUGCAUGGCAAGUUACCGCAAGAACAUUGGCUUGGAUGAUGACUCCCUGGUUAACCUUUCCAAGAUGGUUGGGAAGCCCAUUGCAGACUUGAAGGCAGUGAUAAAGUCUCCGCUAGAAGAAGAAAUGUCAACCCAUUUUAUUGAAUGUCUUCUGGGCAAGGCUGAAAAACAUUACAUGACGUUAACUGAGCACAUCUUCCCUGAGAUAUUUCAAUUCGGUAUCCAUAUAAAAUUAAGGUCUUUUCCAGUCACAUGCGUCAUACUGAAGCACAUUCUAAAUGUUGUUGCUGAAGAUGCCCAAAGGGUCCUGACCAAAGCUUUGGAGGCAGAAGAGAAAAAUUAAAUGUAACAGCAUCAAAAUUUCAGUACUGCCCAAGCAAAGAGAUCAGAUGCCAAAGGCCCCAAUACACUGGAGAGAAGGCAGCAUCUCAAACCUGAUACCACUAUGGAAAAAGUAUUGGAUACGAGGCACAUGCAAUGUGUGUGCAUUCUCUGAUUAAAGCAUUCAUGCUUUCUGUUCAAGCAGCAGGAACAUAGGAAUACAUAUAGGACCCGAUUGUCAGUCAUACAGGACCACUGGGUCCAUCUGCUCCUGUAUCCCAUAUAAGCAGGGAUGCAAAUUGAGUGUUGCUAAACACAAACAUACCAGGAGGGGGGCUUCUGCUUUCUUACACUGUGCUCUGUUUUCUAUUUCCUUCUUUGUGGCUUCUCCUCUUGAUUAACAAGGGGAGUGGCAGGUGCUCU